This is a messenger RNA of Hibiscus syriacus, 1041 nucleotides long. RefSeq names its product G-type lectin S-receptor-like serine/threonine-protein kinase At4g27290. The record is from RefSeq and is a predicted model, not a curated record. Gene Ontology annotation, biological process: recognition of pollen. The transcript has a single exon. Bases 1 to 1041 code for a protein of 346 amino acids. Lineage: Eukaryota; Viridiplantae; Streptophyta; Magnoliopsida; Malvales; Malvaceae.
AUGGAAUCGUCCGAGGAAGCUGAUGUUUUAGCAGUAGAAGGGUCGGUUAAUGAUGAUGAGACACUGGUUUCUGCAUUAGAAACCUUUGAACUAGGCUUCUUCUCACCUGGGAAAUCAAGGAACAGGUACCUGGGAAUAUGGUACAAGAACAGCAGUGAAGCAGUUGUUUGGGUUGCAAACAGGAACAACCCGAUCGCUGACACGAAAGGGGUCUUAACGGUAAGCGACAAUGGAAAUCUUGUCCUCUUGGACCGGAAGAAGAGUGUAGUCUGGUCAUCCAAUGUGUCUGGGACAAUAGAACAUCCCAUGACACAGCUGUUAGAUACUGGAAACCUUGUUCUCAAGGACAACAAAAGCAUAUCUGAAAGGUAUUUGUGGCGAAGUUUUGAUCCCCCUUCAGACACACUCUUGGCAUGUAUGACAAUAGGAUGGAACUUAAAGACCGGAGAGGAAAGAUAUCUAACAUCAUGGAAAAGUGCCGAUGAUCCGUCCCCCGGGAACUUCACUUACCAACUUGACAGAACCGGGUUACCUGAGUUAGUCAUUGAUAGAGGAUCGAUGAAAUCGUACCAAACAGGACCAUGGAAUGGAAUUCAGUUCGGAGCUGUUCCAGCAGUCCUCAAUUUAAUCUUCAAACCAACUGUCAUCUCUAAUGAGAGUGAGUUAUAUUAUACUUUUGAAGCAGUCAGCAAUGCGCUUAAUAUACGGUUAUGGUUGAAUCAGUCUCGUUAUUUACAGCGUCUUAUAUUAGAGCAGGGACGUAAUCGAUGGGGCGUUUUGUACUCUGUACCAUUAGAUCAAUGUGGCAGCUAUGGAUUCUGUGGUGCAAACAGUGUAUGCAGCAGUAGGAAACCCCAUACAUGUGAGUGUAUCCAAGGGUUCAUUCCGAAAUCACAAGGGUAUAUGAACUGUGUAAGAGAAUCAUCACUGGACUGUCAAAAGGGAGAAGGCUUUCUACGGCUUGUCAGGGUUAAAGUUCCGGAUUUGAUAAAAUUUCAGUUGAACGAGAAUUUGAAUCGUGAGAAAUGUGAAGCUUGUUGA